Molecule: messenger RNA, 1477 nt
Organism: Exserohilum turcica Et28A
Lineage: Eukaryota; Fungi; Ascomycota; Dothideomycetes; Pleosporales; Pleosporaceae
Exons: 1
Coding region: 70-1425 (451 amino acids)
Molecular function (GO): protein binding
Source: RefSeq, a predicted model, not a curated record
GAUCAAACAGAAUCCAUUAACAUCUAAGAACAUACAUACCGACUCUUUCCAAGCCCCUCCUCCGCUACAAUGGCAUCCGGGGCAGCCGGAGUAUUCUCUGCGGCUGAGAACCUCUUCGGGGGCGCCGUAGCCCUCAUGAAGGGCAUAAAACAUCCAACUUUACCGAUUAAAGCAGAUCUCACGCGCAUCUCUUCCGUUCCGCUCGCACGAUCGAACCACACCGUCUCGGUAGUCAAGGGCCGAGCCUACAUCUUUGGUGGAGAAGCUGAAGCCGGCAAGCUUGCGGACAAUGAGAUGCACGUUGUGAUCCUACCCUCAAGCGGCGUGCUUGAUGCCGACUACACCAAGUACUCUGCGCGCGCAGCAAAUGGCCUGGAUGACGUACCUGUUUCCAGAAAAGGACACACGGCAACUGUGAUUGACGACCAUAUAUACAUAUUUGGCGGAGAAGGCGAAGGCGUAGCAGAUGAAAAGGGGAGGAUUUGGGUGUUCAACACGGUUUCAAACACUUGGUCGUACCUUGACCCGCCAGAGGGCACUCUCUAUCCUAGCCAGCGAUCGGGCCACGCUUCGGCGAGCUCAGAUCUCCCAGGCCCAAAGGUCACGACGUAUGUUGAAAAGGCACCGCAAGCUCCCGCAGACCCUGCAUCGCACGUACCAGAGCCGCCAGAGUCGAACUCAUAUGGUACAAUCUUCAUUGUCGGCGGCCGUGAUACAGCGAGCAGCCAGCUGCUGAAUGACUCGCUUGCUUUUGAUGUCAAGACGCGGACGUGGUCCAAUAUACCAUCACCAUCAGGCCAUCCCCGAGAAGGCGCGAGCCUGGCACUUGUCGGUGGUCGCCUGUAUCGCUUUGGUGGAAAAGGCGUCGAGACCUUUACCUCCGGCGCCACGGAAUCUGUGGACGUUUCCCAUGUCUGGACACAUGCAGAACGCGGAACUAAGCCAGUAGCGACGGGCUGGAGCUGGGAAGAAGUGAAGCAAUCGGACAAGGAUGGUAGCGCCGUUGUGGCCCCGCGGGCGCGUUCAAACGCUGGACUCGUAGGAGUCACCACUGGCCAAGGACGACAGUACCUAUUGGCUAUUGGUGGGUUGACGGAAAACGAAGAAUUCAUCGAUGAUAUAUGGUCCUUGCAGCUUCCGCCUGAACGAUCAUCAGCCGCUGCUGCAAAGGACAGUAUUCGCGCACACCUCAAGAAGGACACGCACGAGUCACAAUGGGCCGAGGUAAUUUAUCGGUACGUUGACACAAAGGGAGAGGAGGAGAAGGAGAUACCAGGAGAGCCGAAGAAGGGACUAGGUGCACGCGGCUACUUUGGUGUUUCCAAGGGCACCGAGGUUGAUGGGGCGACGUGUGUGGUGUGGGGUGGUGUUGAUGCGAAUGGCAAAGUGCUCGAAGACGGGUGGAUGAUCACCGUGGACAGGUGAACGCCCAUGCAGCCCAAUCAAGACUGUAGGUAGAGAAUGAGGGAAUAUGUCU